This is a messenger RNA of Bathycoccus prasinos, 1413 nucleotides long. RefSeq names its product PBCV-1 prolyl 4-hydroxylase (ISS). The record is from RefSeq and is a predicted model, not a curated record. The transcript has a single exon. Bases 1 to 1413 code for a protein of 470 amino acids. NCBI's taxonomy places the organism in Eukaryota, Viridiplantae, Chlorophyta, Mamiellophyceae, Mamiellales, Bathycoccaceae.
AUGUCAUCAUCGUUGUCGUCGUCGUUGUGUUGUGCUUCUUUUUUCUCUGUCUCCUCUUUUACGAGUAGGCGUGUGAAAAGAAAUGAUAUCUGUAAUGGGGGCAAAAACGAAGGCAAAUUCAGCCGCCAAGACACCUCUGUACAGCACCAAAGAAGGAGGAGGAGGAUGACGAUGAAAGCGCGAUCCAGCGCGGAAACGCCCACAGAAACAGAAACAGAGCAAAAAGCAAACCAAUCGAAUAAAUUUAUCCCGGCGCACAUGCGCAAAACAGUCUCGAGAAUCACCGAAGCGCAGAUGAAAACGAACGGGGUGGAGCUUUCCAAAGCAGCCACUCAGGUGCAAGAAUCCAUCGCCGGGUUCCUGGCGUUUGAGUUUUUGAGAGCGAGAGUGAAAAACGUGCCAACGUUGAAAGUGUUAAACGUGGACCCACCGAUUUUAACCGCACCGAUGUUUUUGAGCGAGAAAGAGUGCGAAGAUAUCGAACGGGCGAUGUUUGGAAUUGAUGGCGGCGAUAAAGAAGAAAGCGAAAGCGGUUCCGAAGUCGUCGGGCAACAAAAAAAGGUGAACGGUUUGAGUUCUAUGAAGAAAGCGGAAUUAGUGCAGUGCUGCGAAGAGAGAGGGUUGGACGCGAGCGGGACCGUGGCUGUUUUGAGAGAUCGAUUGAAAGAGUUUAAUACGAAUGCUAACGACGACGACAGCAACGAAAAAGCUCCGUCUCCGUCCUCGAGAUCCGACGAAAGCAGGAGCGCGAACACCGGGGGGGAUCCGUUUCGAACGUCCAACCCAGACGCGUUGGUGAACGCGUCUUCCCGACCGGAAGCCGUGAACCAGCUCUUGAAGCGUUUGAACUACUUGUUUCCGGAUUGCGUGGAGGAAUUCGAGUCUCCUUCGGCGAGAAAAGAGAACAAAUUGUGGGGCAUAGAAGUCGUCGCCGAGGCGUACAAGUCGAGCGAAAAUUUGCGAGCCUCUCACGCGGCGUUUGAACAACACGAAGCGAUCGAAAAGCACUACCAAAUCAGAGCAAACUGCACGUUCUUCUUAAACGAGAGCGGCGACGAAAACGGCGGCGGUGAAAUCACCUUCCCGGCGUUACCCGGCUUAUCCGUCAAACCGGAAAAAGGCAUGGCUUUAAUCACGUUCCCGUCCACCGCGGCGAGUCUCCUCGACCCGCGCGCCGCGACCGCCAGAAACGCCCACGAUAACGGCGCAAAUACAUUAAACUCCAUCGAAGUCCUCGUAAGAGGCGCGACGCCGAAAAUCUUGACCGAAGAAGAAGCCGCGGUGGAACGUAAACUUCGCCACGAGGAAGAGAAAGAGCGAGCGAGACUCUUGGCCAUCCCGAGAAGCGAAAGAAGAAAGAUGAGUAAUGGGGAAGACAAACCGAAAAACUCCAGGAAGAAGAGUCAAGAUUAA